UCGUCUGAGACACAGGGAGAGUGAUGUGAGACCUUCUGUAUAAAGACCGGCUCGUGCAUCUGGCUCAGUGCUAUUCGUCUUAAUAAGCUAAGAGUUGCUGGCAUUUAAAUAAAAAAAUUGGGAGAAGUGGAUGAUAUUAACAUUUAUUAAAAGAAAAAUAGGAUUGCAUCUGUUAAGAUGAAUAUAAUGGUGAUUUUGAUAUCAGCUCUGGCAUUGGUCGCUCAAAGCAGAGCAAACACAGACGGCAAUGAAUGCAUUUCUGCCAAAACGUGUGGACAAUGUAUUCAGAUAGGGCCACAGUGUGUGUGGUGCAAAGAUCCUGAUUUCAAUCCUUCCCGGUGUGAUCACCAGGAAUCUCUGGAAUGGGCUGGUUGCACUGCACUCGGCAUUGAAAACCCUCGAGGAACAAUCACCAUCGACAAGAACAAACCCGUCACGAAACGUAAAAUUGAUGUAGAGGAGAAAUUGAUGCCUGAGGAGAUCAAUCAGAUUCAGCCACAGAAGGUCACCCUAAAUCUCAGAUCAGGUGAAGCACAGCAGUUUAUGCUGACAUUCAAGAGGACUGAAGAUAACCUCAAUGCACAACCUGAUUCUCUGUCCUCUGAGGUCAUUCUGGGAAACAGCCGACUGCCUGAAGGUGUGUCCAUUUCCUUUGUUACUUACUGCAAGAAUGGAGUGAGCGAAAAAGGAGAAAAUGGACGCAAGUGCUCCAACAUCUCCAUUGGGGAAGAGGUGAAGUUUGACGUAGAAAUCAUGGCUAAGGGUUGUCCAUCUAAUGGCACCUCUGAGACGAUAAAGAUCAAACCGUCGGGAUUCACUGAGGAGGUGGAGGUCAUCCUCAACUUUAUUUGCGAAUGUGAGUGCCACAAAGAUAAAAUCCCAAACAGUCCAGCGUGUACAGACGGCAAUGGAACGUUGGAGUGUGGAGUAUGCAGGUGUAAUGAAGGCCGACUAGGCAGGUUAUGCGAGUGCAACCGAGAUGAGGUCCAGACUGAAGAUCUGGAUGCAAACUGCCGCAUGGGUUACAAGAUGGACAUCUGCAGUAAUAAUGGAGAAUGCGUCUGUGGGACGUGCGAGUGCAAAAAAAGAGAUAAUCCAGAGGAGAGAUACCGCGGCAAGUUCUGUGAGUGCGACAACUUCAACUGCGAUCGCUCCAACAACAAGCUCUGUGGAGGUCACGGCCGGUGCGAGUGUCGGAGAUGUAUCUGUGACGCUAACUACGCAGGCAGUGCAUGUGACUGCCCUCUGGACACCUCGACCUGUAUGGCUAGUAACAAACAAAUAUGUAACGGUCGAGGUGUCUGUGUGUGUGGAGCGUGCGCAUGUACUGACUCAAAGUUUCAGGGCUCAACCUGUGAAAUCUGCCCGACCUGCCCUGGAGUUUGCGCCAAACACAAGGACUGUGUUGAGUGCAGAGCGUUUCAUACUGGUGACAAGAAAGAUACAUGUGAGACGGACUGCGGAUACUUCAGCAUGAAGGUGGUGAAGAAGACAGAUCUUUCACAGCCUCUUUAUCAUCCUUAUAUCACUCAUUGCAAAGAGAGAGAUGCUAAUGACCGCUGGUUUUUCUUCACCUAUGCUUUAAACAAUGAUGGCAAUGAUGAGGUCCAUGUUGCAGAAACUGAAAAAUGAGGAACUAGAUGUAUUCAGUUCUAUGCUGGCUUAAAGUGAUUCAUCACACAUAAAUGAAAAUUCUGUCAUCAUUUACUCACCUUCGAGUUUUUCCAAAUCUGUAUGAAUUUCUUUGUUCUGAUAAACACAGAGAAAGAUAUUUGGAGACUAGACAGAUUUUGUCCCCCAUUGACUACCAUAGUAGGAAAAAUACAAGUACAAUGGUAGUCAAAAGUGCCCCAGAAGUGUUUGCUGUCCUACAUUCUUCAAAAUGUCGUCUUUUGUGUUCAACAGAACAAACAAAAUGAUAAAGUAAUUUUUCCUACUAUGGGAGUCAAUGGGGGGCAAAAUCUGUUUGGUUAUAAGCAUUCUUCAUUCAUCAGAACAAAGAAAUGUAUACAGAUUUGGAACAACUCGAAGGUGAGUAAUUGAUGACAUGUCAUUUUUGGGUGAAGUAUCACUUUAAUAGUGAAAACAUGAAACAACAAAACACUAUGGUGUUGUGGUGUUGACCUCUGUCUCUUCCUCUAUCCAUGUUCAGAUCACUGAAAGUCUACCGAGCCUAUAUAUUAUCAGGGAUCAUGUAUGCUGUGAUGUCAUUGAGUUUUUAUCUUUAUUCUUGGUGUCAGUUUAGAAAUCUUGGUGUAAUGGUUUAAAAGGUCUAAUGCCUUUAGAACACAGUGAAUGGAAAGGUUACGAACUAAGAAGAAAAUCUACACUUCGGCUCUUGGUGUGUUUUUCUUUCCUUUGAAAUCUGUUGACUAGUUGGGUGUCCUUUCAGGUCACAAGAACCUGAUCAACCAAAUUCAAAUGUGAUUUUCAGACCUGUUUCUUUUUUUCUUUGUCUCAUCUGUGUAUUAGGAUGGUUCGGCCAGUGACUCAAUAAAGCAUUCUGCUAAGUGUGA
This is a messenger RNA of Triplophysa rosa, 2516 nucleotides long. Its product is annotated as integrin beta-1-like. The record is from RefSeq and is a predicted model, not a curated record. Gene Ontology annotation, molecular function: integrin binding; collagen binding involved in cell-matrix adhesion; laminin binding. Lineage: Eukaryota; Metazoa; Chordata; Actinopteri; Cypriniformes; Nemacheilidae. The transcript is spliced from 10 exons. Gene Ontology annotation, biological process: cell-matrix adhesion; integrin-mediated signaling pathway; cell migration. Gene Ontology annotation, cellular component: integrin complex; focal adhesion; cell surface. Bases 178 to 1632 code for a protein of 484 amino acids.